AUGAGUUCUGGUUCCUCACAUCCUUAUCGUCAAGUUACAUCUUCCAAUAGUAGUGCAACAACAACCGCUACAACUGCAACCACAGCCACUACUACUACUCCAUAUCCACUUCUGGACUUCAAUCAAGCUAGUCAAAGUGAUCCUUCUGAUAGUUCACCCAGUAUGACUGAAGUUACUUCAGGUAUGGAGGAUUUGCAUUUACCGCCAAAUCAUAAUCCCAAACCAUAUAUACCGCACCAGCAAGAGCAGAUGCAAAUGCAGCUGCAGCUGCAGCUGCAACAGCAAUACGGACAAGAACGGGCUCAGCAAUUUCAAUAUGAACCUAUUCCUCCGCCACAGCAUCAGUAUCAAUACCCACAGCAACCUCAAUAUCAACCGCAAUACCAACAACAGCAAAAUAAUGCGCGUCAUGCCUCAGCGCCACAGCAUCAGCCACAUCAGCAACCACAACAACAGCCACAACAGCACUCGUCGGCUCAGAGACAAAAGUAUAGAAGUUUGUUGGCCAAUGAUGAUGGCUCUGAGAAACAACAACGGUUAUCAAGUUUACCCACUCACUUGAUGCCAAAUCUUUCUCAUUCAUCUUCGGGAAACUCCUCGCCCAAGCUGGGAGGGCAAUUGUCGCCAAAUGAGCAACAUUUUUACCAGCAGGAGGAGCAACAGCAACAACAAUACCAGCAACUGCACUAUCAGCAAGUCCCUGACUCAGCAGUAUAUGAAUCCCCAAAGAUUGGCGUCACAUCACCAUCUUCGGCUCCAUACCCAGUGUAUGACUCGACUCCUGCAUCACCACCGCCGGUUUUUGCAUCCAAAGACAAUGGUAUAACGUCCCCACCAUCAAAUCCAUUAUCAGCCACCUCAUCAGUGGUUAAUUUCAAUCUCAACAACAAUGCCAAUACCAACAAUUUGGAUCAUCAAGUAUUUAGUAGGUCGGAAAACAACUUGAGUGCACCAUCACUUGCCGUAUCUACUUCUAAAUAUGGACAUAAUCGUUCAGUUUCAUCUACAUCAUCAUUCUUCUAUGAUCGUAAUGAUAACUCGUCAAUGAUUGAUUUCAAUCAAAAUGUGAUUCAACUGUACCUUGGCUCAAACUCGGCAAAUUUGAUGCCUAGAAUCAAGACUUUGGAGUUGUAUCGCAAAAAUGCCAAAAAAUCAAAUGAUCCCAAUGUAUUGUUUCAAUACGCUCAAUAUAUGUUGCAAACUGCAUUGAUGUUGGCGGCUGAAUCCACAAACAAUACAACAACAUCGACAUUGACUAAUACUACAGGGUCAUCGGGUGAUAACACGCCAAUCAACAAUAGGUCAAUUGAAAAUUCACCACGUAAGCCCGACACCUCCAAUAAAGACAAACACAAGAAGAACAAAUCAAUUGAUUUUUCAUCUAUUGAAGUGGAAGGAAAUGAAAAAAAAUUACGCAAAGCAUUCUUGAAGGAGGCGGUGUACUACUUGAAAAAAUUAUCCGACAAGGGGUACACUGAAGCUCAAUAUUUAUUAGGGGAUGCUUAUAGUUCAGGAGCAUUGGAUAAGAUUGAUAAUCGAGAUGCUUUUAUACUUUUUCAAGCAGCUGCCAAACACGGACAUAUUGAAAGUGCAUAUCGUACUAGUUAUUGUUACGAGGAAGGGUUAGGCACGGGUAGAGAUGCCCGAAAAGCGGUUGAAUAUUUGAAAAUUGCUGCUUCAAGAAAUCACCCGGCAGCAAUGUAUAAAUUGGGUGUUUACUCUUUUUACAAUCGAAUGGGAUUACCUAAUGACAUGAAUACUAAAAAAAUGGGGAUCAAAUGGCUUACGAGAGCUACUAAUGUUGCUACAGAAUUGACAGCUGCAGCUCCAUACGAAUUGGGUAAAUUAUACUACCAUGGUUUCAAAGAUAUCGUGUUACAAGAUGUUAAAUAUGCAUUGGAAUUGUAUGCACAAGCGGCAUCAUUGGGUCACACACAAUCAGCAGCGAUAUUGGGUCAUCAUUAUGAAGUUGGCGAAGUUUUACCCCAGGAUUCCAACUUGUCCAUCCAUUACUAUACACAGGCUGCAUUGGGAGGUGAUCCUAAUUCAAUGUUGGCCAUGUGUGCAUGGUAUCUUGUGGGAUCAGAUCCAUAUUUGCCUAAAGACGAGCAAGAAGCGUUUGAAUGGGCCAAACGUGCGGCUCUGUGUAAUUUGCCCAAGGCGCAAUUUGCCUUAGCUAAUUUUUAUGAAAAGGGUAUCGGAUGUAUCAAGAAUACUAAAGAAGCACAGGCUUGGUAUACUAGAGCCGCUGAAAAUGGUGAUGCCAAGUCAUUGACUCGAUUGACUGAUAAAGAAGUUGUUGCUAGGAUUCAAAAAAAGUUGAAAAAGAGACCUGUUGUUAACCAUGCUGAUGGAAGCGCGGCUCAAGAGAAGGACUGUGUUAUUAUGUAG
Molecule: messenger RNA, 2391 nt
Organism: Lodderomyces parapsilosis
Lineage: Eukaryota; Fungi; Ascomycota; Pichiomycetes; Serinales; Debaryomycetaceae
Gene: CHS4
Product: Chs4p
Exons: 1
Coding region: 1-2391 (796 amino acids)
Molecular function (GO): protein binding
Source: RefSeq, a predicted model, not a curated record